Messenger RNA from Orcinus orca (killer whale), 2194 nucleotides. It is a transcript of the gene CCDC146, whose product is annotated as coiled-coil domain containing 146. The record is from RefSeq and is a predicted model, not a curated record. Gene Ontology annotation, cellular component: cytoskeleton. NCBI's taxonomy places the organism in Eukaryota, Metazoa, Chordata, Mammalia, Artiodactyla, Delphinidae.
AAAAUAAGGCAAACUCAUGUGUGUGUUGGGCACAAAUGUAUAUGUGUAUGAUGUAUCCCUCACAGAGAAAUGGAAAAGAAAAAACUGGUCGUGGAAUAUGAACUCAAAGAGCUAAAUGACUCCCUAAAGAAAGUUGAAACCAAAAUUAACGCUGUAAUGGAAGAAAAGGAGGACACAAUAAAGGAAGUUGAAGGCAAACGAGCCUUGCUUGAAAUUAAAGAACAAGAGUAUAACCAGUUGGUCAAGCUACUGGAAUUAACCAGAGAGAAUGAAGCAACUUCACUAACUGAAAGAGGGAUCUUGGAUCUCAAUUUACGAAACUGUCUCACUGACAAGCAAAACUACCAUGAUGAACUUUCCCGUAAGCAGAGAGAGAAAGAGCGAGAUUUUCGAAAUUUAAAAAAAAUGGAGCUACUCUUUAAAGUGUCCUGGGAUGCACUCACUCAAACACAAGCACUGCAACAAAGGCUUCUGUUAGAGAAAAUCCUAUCAGAAGCUGAGUCUAAGUUACUAGAACAGCAACUUGCUGAAGAAAACAAGCUUUUAAAGGAGCAAGAAAACAUGCGAGAGCUGGUAUUCAACCUUGUCCGUAUGACUCAAAUCAAAAUUGACGAGAAAGAGCAAAAAUCCAAGGAUUUCCUGAAAGCUCAGCAAAAAUAUGCCAACAUUGCUAGGGAGAUCAAAGCAAAGGAUCUUGAAAUCCGGAUACACAGGAAGCAAAAACGAGAAAUUCAUCGGAGACUCAGAGAGUUUGCUAAACUGUAUGACACUAUUCGAAAUGAAAGAAACAAAUUUAUUAACCUACUUCACAAAGCUCACCAGAAAGUCAAUGAAAUAAAAGAAAGGCAUAAAAUGUCAUUAAAUGAACUGGAAAUUUUAAGAAAUAGUGCAGUUACUCAAGACAGAAAGCUACAAAAUUCUAUGCUGAAGCAUGCCAACAACAUUACCAUCAGAGAAAGCAUGCAAAACGAUGUGUGCAAAAUGGUAGCAAAACUUCAGGAAAUGAAAGAGAAGAAGGAAGCCCAGUUAAAUAACACUGACAGACUUGACAACAUGAUCACAGUGAUUGAAAAGGAGAUGGCGCAGCUUCGCAAAAAAUACGAAAAAGCCGUUCAGCGUCGAAAUGAAAGUGGUGUUCAGCUGAUAGAGCGGGAAGAGGAAGUGUGCAUUUUUUAUGAAAAAAUAAAUAUCCAAGAGAAGAUGAAGCUACAUGGAGAAAUUGAAAUACACGUCCUGGAAGAGAAGAUCCGAUUCCUGAAAGUGAAGAUUGCGGAGAAGCAAAGACAGAUUCACGUGACCCGGAAAUUGCUGCCAGCCAAGAGGGCUCUGGAUGCUGAUCUAGCAGUGCUCCAGAUUCAGUUUUCACAGUGUACAGACAGAAUAAAAGACCUGGAGAAACAGUUUAUAAAUCCUGAGGGUGAGAACAGAACACGCUUCCUUCCAGGGAAAGAUAUGACCAAAGAAGAAAUGAUCAAAAAAAUGGAUGCGCUGGAACUACGGCUGGCCAAGAAGGAGGAGAAGUUGCUGGAGAAAGAUUUCAUCUAUGAACAGGUCUCCCGGCUCACGGACAGGCUCUGCAGCAAAACGCAGGCCUGCAAGCAGGACACACUGCUCUUAGCCAAGAAGAUGAAUGGCUACCAGAAAAAGAUCAAAGAUGCUACUGAAAAAAUGAUGGCUCUUGUUGCUGAGCUGUCCAUGAAACAAGCUAUGACCAUUGAACUCCAAAAGGAAGUCAAGGAGAAAGAAGACUUCAUCCUCACUUGCAACUCCAGGAUGGAAAAGGGUCUGCCCCUCAAUAAAGAGAUUGAGAGAGAAUGGUUGAAAGUACUUCGAGAUGAAGAAAUGUAUGCCUUGGCCAUGGCUGAAAAGUCUCGGGAGUUCUUGGAAGCAGAAAAUCGCCAGCUGCCCAGUGGUGUUUACACAACUGCGGAUCAGCGUCCAAAUGCCUACAUCCCAGAGGCAGAGUCCACUCUUCCUCUGCCAAAACCGUACGGCGCUUUGGCUCCUUUUAAGCCCAGUGAACCUGGGGCCAAUAUGAGGCACAUAAAGAAACCUGUUAUAAAGCCAAUUGAAAUCUGAACAUGUGAACCAACCCAGGCUUCUCAAGGAGGAGCUUCAACCAGGCUUCUUCACAUCCACAGCUGGAAAACGUCAGCGUAACAGCUCUAAAUUACAGAGUAUCCACAACAUAUGC